Molecule: messenger RNA, 1989 nt
Organism: Acaulospora colombiana
Lineage: Eukaryota; Fungi; Glomeromycota; Glomeromycetes; Diversisporales; Acaulosporaceae
Source: the annotation of a GenBank genome assembly
GAAUCUCCCCCUUCGACGUCGCACUCGUCCAGUCGGCCUACAUCAUCGCCGACAUCAGCCGCUGAUCCUCCCCCUCCUCACCCACGACGCGUGUCACAACACCUACGAGCAAUAGGUUCAGAACACUCGUCUCCUACUUCAUCUCUCAGAGGUCCACGCCCCGUUUUCCAUUUCGCAGACGUUUCGUCGCCCGGGUCGAUUACUCCACCUCCACUCCCUCCUUCGACCGCAAACUCGGCGACGACGAACGCACGACCGCGAUUCGGAGAGAACUGGAAUUACUCGUCAGAGCGUACUUUUCAGUUGAAUGUUGUUCCAGACAGUCUGUGGCAACCGACACUGGCCCCGGGAAAAUUCGUCGCCGUCUGCAGAGAGGCCCCCAGGGUGGUGGCGAAUAUCAUCGGCUUGUUGUUUGGCGCGUACGAAGUGCUGAGCUUUUGUCAUGCUAGCAAGGAGAUGAGGAAAUUGGUCGAGUCGUUGUUUGAGGGGAAUGAUCUCGUGCGGGACGCCUUUCUCGUCCGUACCAUCCGCGGCUUUCAGCCCUCAAAGUCUCCAAAUCCUACUUGGCUUAAUCAUGGAAUUAAAAUUGACCUUACGGAUUUGGAACUGUUACUCGAGUCUGAAAGCGUUUCGCUUUCAGCUUAUCCUAUGCACGCACUUCGGGUGAUCGCAAGCCACAAUUCGCAAGCCUCGACCUCAUCCUCUGUUACCUCGGAAAAGGAAAACACGACUUCGCGCUUCCAAACUUUAACGCUCUCUCACUCGCGAUUCGUCGCGUAUCUCCGUCACCGAACCACCCCACAGGCACUCCAACUAGCUUUCCAAGACGAAGAUGACGCGAUUCUUUCAUCUCCAGAUGAUUCACUAGGAGGUGCGCAAGGCGAACUCGUGUUUCCAAGUCCGCUGUUUUAUUUCAAUGGUGUUGAAAAGCCGGUCGUGCCAGCAUACCUCCCUCUGCCUACCACCGAAAAACGAGAAUCACGGUCUCAUUCUCGUUCAGUGUCCAAGGGUACAAAGGACAAACCACUGCCAAGACUAUCCAAGUCCAAGUCGGCCUCUAAUAUGAACGAUAGGAACGUGCCCGAGCUGGCAAGCACGGCUCCUUCCUCGUCUGGACGGCUUAAACGGCUCAGCCUCAAACCCAGUAAGCGAAAGGGUUCGGUGUCAUCUCCGCCACCCCCUAUGCCCUCCACCCUGCCUCCUCUACCCCAUACCGCACACCAGCAGCAAUCUAGCCCUCCCAGUAUCGGUCAAUUUGGUACUUUGGGUCCCUCUGCGGGGUAUUCGAUGAGCCAAUCGUUGGACUCGAGGAUGAGAUCACAUAGCCAAGCCUCCAUGACCUCACCUUCUGUGCCGUUCCCCUCGGCAAGCUUGUCCCCCGCCACCUUUUCUCACUCGUUUCACUCGAACCAUGGUCGAUUCACGCCGCCCAUGUCUGGACAGUUUACCCCUCCCCAUCCACCACCAUCGUCCUUUGGGUGGGCGACACCGCCGGGGCAGUAUACACCUCCCUCGAGUUCGCAUCGCCGCAAGAACAGGCAGAGUCUGCAUGCAGGUUCCGACUCGCCCUUUUCGACGGGACGUUUCCGUAACUCGCAAUAUCUGAAUCGGUCCAUGCCGAUGUUGCCGCCCUCCAUGAUGCCGGGCAUGCCAACAAUGAUCAACGGAUUCGACAGCCCGGCGCCUGUCACGUCUUUGGGCGACAUUCACUCGUUGUCUCAAGUGUUUCGACUGACCCGCGCGCCCAUAUUCCGCGUCUUUGUGCCGUGUUCGUUCCUUAAUGGUUCGAUUUUGAAAGCAUGUGUUACACAGCUUCAGGCCGCGUCCUUGCUCCCGCAUCUCCGGGCCGGUGACCUCGUCUGUAACCUCGGCUACGUUCCUGACGAAGAUGUGAUUGCGAAUGGGGGCGAAAAUAAUGGAGAUGCGCGUGGGUGGAUGGUGUGGAGUGGUCAUGAACUGUUGCCGUUGUCGACCAAGGAGGUUAUUCCU